GUGCGAUCAUCCACAUAUGUAUUGGUUGACGAGGCUCAUGGCAGGCUGGACUAACCUCAGUCUCGUCUGGGCGUGCUUCAGCUAUGCCUUGCCAUCGCCCACUUGGCAUUUAUUACACGGCCGGCGAACGUCGACGUUUGGGCGCGCGGGACGAUGUCGCCGCCGGGCCACACCGCCCUCUUGAUUUGUUGCUGAUCUGCUCCGUCCAGUCCGCGCCGCCACCAAACUCGAGCACUCCGGACCUGCACCGGCGACGGUCGCCCGUGCCACCUCCGCGGCCGUUCCUCAAUCGGCAAGUCGGUUGCUAUAGUACUAGCAUCCGCUAUGCUUGGGUGGGCGCAUAUAUACGCUUUCGGGUACGUGCAUUAUAUUGUGAUGCGCAUGGCGCAGCGCACCUUCGUGCAGAACAUGUGGCGCAUUGCGCAAUACAGGCCUCGAGGCUCUCGCACCGCCCACCACGGUCCACCGCGCCGGCACAACGCUCGUCCGCGGUGGCAGGCCACGAAUUACAGGGUGAUGGUGAAAUAACACGGUACAGUGCAGUACCGGAUAGUCGAAUGGAAAGCAUGUUGAUGCGGGACCGCGAGGGUGUAGUAGCCCGAGGCUGCCGUGGCCCUAUGUACCGCAUCCGAGGAGGCAGACGACCACUGGAGCUGGCAUCGGAGGUGCGUCUCCUCCGCUACAGCCAUGGCUGGUCGUAUGGUUGCGCGACCACCCAUGAUCCAUCCACAACGCAUCGUCCAUUGCAAAUAUGCCGCACAUGUCUGUGGGAGCCUUCGUAUGUCGCUGCCACUUUCCGAGCAUACGCUGAUGGAUUCCUAUAGCUACCGUAUGUCGUUACGCUAUUUAUAGAGCCACUCCGAGUGAGUUUGUAUCCUUGGUACGUCUGACUGGCGCAGUGAGAUGUGCCACGGCCCGUAGGUAUACGUAGGCCUGUCGACUCAGGUAAGUAUUAGGCGGCUCGCCUCGAUUGGGUUACUCACCGGUACACCUGUCAACCCGACAUGCGCUAUGCGCUGUUUCGCUGUCAACACUUAACACGCUGACAGAGGCAGCCGCUCAUAUACGGCACUGGACGUUCGAGUUUCUCAUCUUCGGUCCGCAGCGAUAGGCGUGGGACUCGCGCGGGCAUAUUGCAAGGCCAUAU
Molecule: messenger RNA, 1147 nt
Organism: Fomitopsis serialis
Lineage: Eukaryota; Fungi; Basidiomycota; Agaricomycetes; Polyporales; Fomitopsidaceae
Exons: 1
Coding region: 84-824 (246 amino acids)
Source: RefSeq, a predicted model, not a curated record